Protopolystoma xenopodis is the source of this 1224-nucleotide messenger RNA. Lineage: Eukaryota; Metazoa; Platyhelminthes; Monogenea; Polystomatidea; Polystomatidae. The record is from the annotation of a GenBank genome assembly.
AUGCCUCUGUUACAUCUCAUUCUUUAUCCUUAUUCUGUUGCUCAAUCGCUGUUCCAUAAUGUCAAGUCAAACUUUCCUACGGACAACUGCGCCAAGUCCCUUAAGUGCUCCCGCCAUCGUCAGCUUCCGCGUGUCGAUCUGUUCCGGCUGGUUCAAUUUGCCGAAGUCAACGGCCUCAUCCGUAGACUCCAGUGCUACCCCAUCAGUGAUCUGCCUGCCAGCAUGACUCAAGCACUAUCAACUAAGCCUCCGCUUCCUCUCUCUUCUCCCCUCCCUACUUCCCCGUCUUUCAAUUCUACCUCCUUAGCCAAAGGGAUGAUGCCGAUCAUCUCUCCAGAUGGGCCUGUCGCAGGAAUCAGUGCCAUAGGAGAUCCAGCCCGAUCGCUGGGUAUUCUGAACAGAACAGACGUUUCCGUAGCUCAUAUGCAGUCACGCGUAACUUCCGAAGAAGAGCAUUCUGUCCAGCAGUCGUUGCUGAUUCCGCAGCAGCAGCAGCAGCACAAUCCUCUACUCGCGUCUUUCCCCUCCGAUCAUCCCUCGGGUCACACUAUUUCAGAGCCAGUCUAUUCCUCUGGAAAUGCCAGAAUCAUGCGUCGAUGGGAGGCGAUUCGAUGCCAGCUGAUGGAUGGCUUGCAUAGCCUAGAGACCAUUUCCGCUCGUGAGUGUCUGGCUCCUGUUUCGGACAAGUCUGUUUUGUAUGGCUAUUCUACGAACCGGUUGAUGCGACGACUUUUACAAACGAUGCGUAUCGAAAAUCCUGACGGCUUACUCGACGAGAUGCCACCAGAGGGUAUUCCGGACCUUGGAGAUGAAGAGGACGAGGAAGAUGAUGACGUUAACAUGGAAGAUCAAGACUAUGAGUGGUUAGAAGAGAGAUUGGAUGAGUUGAGGGGUGAAGGAGAGAAAAGGGGCAGUUCGGAGAUAGAGCUGGAUGGACAGGAACGAGGGGAGGAGGAGGAAUACGGAGGAGCAAAUACUGGAGAUAAAUCGGAGGCUGAUUGUGAGGAAAUACAACCCCAGUUGGUUGUGGACGUUGAGGAGGUCAAGGGCGAACCUUCUGGCCGAUCUUUUCGCUGCCGAAACCGCCAAAGACAAUGUAAAGGCCCCAUGGUCGCUAAACCACUUGAAGGCCAAAGUAGCUUUUACCAUGAGGAUCAAGCUCCCACAUCUGGUCCUGGUAGCAAGACUUCCUCUGUACCUUCACUCUAUAUGCUCUGGCGAUAA